Phycodurus eques (leafy seadragon) is the source of this 1715-nucleotide messenger RNA. It is a transcript of the gene prss59, whose product is annotated as serine protease 59, putative. Lineage: Eukaryota; Metazoa; Chordata; Actinopteri; Syngnathiformes; Syngnathidae. The record is from RefSeq and is a predicted model, not a curated record. Gene Ontology annotation, biological process: proteolysis. The transcript is spliced from 9 exons. The coding region runs from base 13 to 1500 and encodes 495 amino acids. Gene Ontology annotation, molecular function: dipeptidyl-peptidase activity; serine-type exopeptidase activity.
CAUAUAGGUCACAUGCUCGGUUUUCCCGUUUACGUCAACAUGGCUUUACAGACCUGUAUAUUUGUUGUUUUUAAAUUCAUUUUUCUCUGCGCCAUCUUUGUGGUUGGAGAGGGACGACUCAAGGGUUUUGGUAGGUUUUAUGAAUUGCAGAGACAUGCGUCCGACGAGCAAUGGUUCAUACAGAAACUAGAUCACUUCAAUGGAGCAGACGGCAGAGAGUGGAAGCAGAGGUACUUUGUGAAUGAUGCCUUCUACAAGCCGGGUGGGCCGGUGUUUCUUAUGAUCGGUGGAGAGGGUCCAGCCAAUCCAGCAUGGAUGCAACAUGGAACCUGGCUCACAUAUGCAGAGAAACUGGGAGCCAUUUGCUUCAUGCUCGAGCAUCGCUUCUAUGGAAAGAGUCACCCAACAGUUGACCUGAGCACGGAGAACCUACGGUUCCUCAGUAGCCGUCAGGCUUUGGCCGACCUGGCCCACUUUCACACAGUGAUGGCUGAGAGCCAAGGACUGGUCAACAGGAAGUGGGUGGCAUUCGGGGGUUCGUACCCGGGUUCUUUAGCAGCGUGGUUCAGGCUGAAGUAUCCUCAUCUGGUGCAUGCUUCUGUGGCCACCAGCGCACCAAUUCAUGCUUCAGUCAACUUUCCAGAGUACUUGGAGGUUGUGGGGCGUUCCCUGGCUUCAGAGAACACAGAGUGUCCUCUAGUGGUAAAAAAGGCUUCAGAUACCCUAAUAGAGCGACUCAGCGACCCAGCAACCUAUGACAACAUCACCAAAGAUUUCAACUUGUGUUCCAAACUGCAGAUUCAGACAGAGACAGACUCUGCCUACUUCUUGGAAAUGCUUGCUGGUAACUUCAUGGAUGUGGUCCAGUAUAAUGAAGACAACAGGGAGUUUGAGGGUUUAGUGGGCACCAACAUCACCAUCAAGGUGCUCUGUGGGGUGAUGGCCGACACAUCACUUGGAGAACCAUAUGCCCGAUAUGCUGCUGUGGCCCGCCUCCUGAUGGACACCGUCUCAAUGAAAUGUCUGGAUGUCAGCUUCAACAACAAUUUGAGAGACAUGACUAAUACAUCCUGGGAUGGGCCAGCUGCAGGGGGAGGCAGACAGUGGGUCUACCAGACCUGUACUGAAUUUGGAUUUUAUCAAAGCACUGAUUCGCCCAACCAGCCAUUUGCUGGCUUCCCUCUGGAGUAUCAUGUGAAACAGUGUGCAGAUUUCUACAACAUCACUGGUGAUAAACUUGCAGAGGCUGUGGCUGAGACCAACGAGUAUUAUGGCAGCUAUGAUAUCCACUCUUCCAAAAUUGUUUUCCCUAACGGGUCCAUUGACCCCUGGCAUGCAUUGGGAAUCACUCAAGACAUCAUGGCUGACCUUCCGGCUGUUUUCAUCAAAGGAACAGCCCACUGUGCCAACAUGUACCCUGCCAGCUCCAGGGAUCUCAUCCAGCUAACACUGGCCAGAGAUCAAAUCUUCUUACAUCUGCAGCAAUGGUUGAAACAAUAAAUGCCAUCAUCGCCAAAUUGCCUGUGACACUGCUUAAAGCUUUGGGAUGAAGGUUCCAAAAAAUGUUUUAAAUUGUUUUGGAAGUGUAAAACAAAAUUGAGCUGAUGAUUAAAUAUUUUUUAUGCACUGUGUACGUAUGUGUAUGUUGUAUAUUUGCAUGUCUGUAAUGCUUCAAAGAUUUUGCUGUCUUGCUAUUAAACUUCGUAUGAAAGUUG